Messenger RNA from Trichomonas vaginalis G3, 234 nucleotides. RefSeq lists its product as uncharacterized. Lineage: Eukaryota; Parabasalia; Trichomonadida; Trichomonadidae. The transcript has a single exon. The record is from RefSeq and is a predicted model, not a curated record. Bases 1 to 234 code for a protein of 77 amino acids.
AUGCAAGAGUUAUUUUUACAAUAUGGCACAGAUCCACAUUUUGUUGCAAAUAUCGAUGAAGCAGAUCAUUCCGAGUAUGUUGACGCAACCAAUAUGAUGUGCAUUGUUCAUGAUUCACAUGAAGGUGAUUCUAUGAAGAUUAUGGUAAAUCGUGUAGUCAGAAGAUCUUCCUUGAUUGAAGUAUUUUUUGCUGAUGGCACUUAUCUCAAGCCAGGCAUCGUUGUUUCUAGAUAA